Molecule: messenger RNA, 1145 nt
Organism: Herpailurus yagouaroundi (jaguarundi)
Lineage: Eukaryota; Metazoa; Chordata; Mammalia; Carnivora; Felidae
Gene: CUNH19orf81
Product: chromosome unknown C19orf81 homolog
Exons: 5
Coding region: 303-899 (198 amino acids)
Source: RefSeq, a predicted model, not a curated record
GGGAGGGAGAGAGGCGGGGAGAGGCAGAGUCCCAAGGAGAUCUGAAGACACAGAGGAAGACACGGGAAAGUGGCAGAGAAGGAACCGGGGCACACAGCAUCUGGAACUCGUUGGGUUCCCAGAGGUUAGGGGAAUCCACAUUCCUAUGUGGUCUCAGCCUUCCAGUUCUUCCAUGGUUUUCCCCCGGGGGCUUCAAAGAGAAGGAGGAGGAGGCGGCCGUGGAGAGAAGGAGCUGGAGUGGGUGGGCGAGUCGGGGUUCUUCUCCCCAUCCUCCUGAGACAUGCCUCACCCGCCUUCCCAGGAUGCAGCAACAGGUGGAGACCCUGGGCUCCUCCACCGCCGGCAACCCCAGCAUGCACAGGGAGGCAGGAGCCCUCCUUGUGGACGUUGAGACCCUAGAGGAGACGCAGACUCGGAGCCUGGGCAGGCCUGUCAGAUCCUCGAAGCAGUACCUGCGUCAGGUCAUUGCAGAAUACGAGGCGCUGGACCGAGAGCUACCAUGCCUCCGGAGGUUUCCCACACCACCCGCUGCCCAGCCUCUCUGUCUGUGCAUGGAGACCUCACCCCAGGAGGACUUUACCCAUCUGGAGGUGCUGGAGGCUCUGGAGGCCGAGUUACCCGGGGCCAUGGAGAGCGGGCGCGUGACCAGUAUCCGUUUUGAAAAUACGAACGUCAUCUGUGGGACGGCGGGGUGCCGGGACAGGUGGCUCAUCACGGUCGCGGACUUCCAGACUCGCUCGCGUCUGCUGCGCUGCGGCCUCCGCCUCCGCGGGCUCGAGCACCCGCUGGUGCGCCACGACGAGCUGCUGCUGGCCGAUUACCGCCUGCACCUGCGCCGCUCCCUGGUCCGGCGGCGCAUGCUCGAGGCCCUGGGGGCGGAGCCGACCGCGGAAGUCUAGCGCUCGGGGGGCGGGCCCCGGCUGCGCUUGCACGCCGCCCAGCUGGCUCGGGCUACCCACCCGGAACCCCCGAGGGUAGGGGGCGUUGCCUCCCCAGGAAGGAGGCGGGGCCGGCUCGAGGGGGGUGGAUACUGUGAGUUUAAUUAUAAAGAAUGACCUGGUACAAAAGCCAUUUCUCUCUGCAAAAUCUUGGUGGGGAGUCAGGGCGAGGGAGGUGACGGGGGGGGGGGGGGUAGGGAUGAACCC